Messenger RNA from Triplophysa dalaica, 1195 nucleotides. It is a transcript of the gene stard15, whose product is annotated as StAR-related lipid transfer (START) domain containing 15. The record is from RefSeq and is a predicted model, not a curated record. The coding region runs from base 215 to 1003 and encodes 262 amino acids. NCBI's taxonomy places the organism in Eukaryota, Metazoa, Chordata, Actinopteri, Cypriniformes, Nemacheilidae. The transcript has 6 exons. Gene Ontology annotation, molecular function: lipid binding.
CAGAGGGGAUGCAAUACACCUGCUGCAUGAUAGCUGACAUCAGAUACUGGAAUACAUAGCUGUCAUAAAAGUCGAACUAAACUAGAACACAAUCCUUUAGACUCAGAUAAUUGACAGGUUUUUUGCUGCAAUAAAAUCCGACACCGGAAAACCGAGCGUUUAUGAGAAGAAACGACCAGCUUCAACCGUCUGAUCCACGGCACCGGGAGGCGAGAUGCCAGUCCAGAUACCGGACGACACCGAUUUCUUAUCGUUCCGAGAUCAAUGUGAGAGUCAUGACGGCUGGGUCGCCCGGUAUAAUAAAGGAGGAGUGACGGUGUGGUGUCGAGAUGAGGAGUGCAAAACUGUCCAGAAACUGAAGAUGAGAAUUGUAUGCAAGGAUGUGACAGCUGAAACGCUCUACGACGUCUUGCACGACACAAGCUACCGGAAAAAAUGGGACACCAACAUGAUUGACACUUUCGAUAUUGGACGACUGACGGUUAAUGCAGACGUAGGAUAUUAUUCCUGGAAAUGUCCACAUCCACUGAAGAACCGAGACUUUGUCACUAUGCGAUCAUGGCUCCCACUCGGCAAUGACUAUCUUAUAAUCAACUACUCCGUCAAACACCCGGAAUACCCAGCGAAGAAAGAUUAUGUCAGAGCUGUCUCUUUACUCACUGGAUACUUGAUCCAAAACAAUGGAGCAAACUGCUGUACUCUCUAUUACUUAACGCAAGUGGAUCCACGAGGGUCUUUACCUAAAUGGGUGGUGAAUAGGGUCUCGCAGUUUGUGGCACCAAAGGCCAUGAAAAAGAUUUACAAAGCCUGCCUAAAAUACCCUGAAUGGAAACGGAAACAUGACCCAAAUCUGAAGCCUUGGAGGUAUCCAGAGCAGAACAUGCUACCCUGCAUCAAUCUGGCUGACCUGACGGUCCAGAGAGCAGAUUCACUGGAAAACAUCGAUGAGAGCACUUUGAGUGAGGAGAAAGCCCAGCACCACAGCGAUGAUGAUGAGACCUAAAAUUCACAAUGACUCUCUCUCUCAGCCUGUGUGUGUGUACAUAAGUGAGUUUGCAACAUUCUCUGUUAAGGAUGGUUUCCUCAAAUGUAUUCUGUAAAUGUACAUGGCUUUUAUGGAUUGAAAAGAAUUACAUAAUAUUGUUUUGCAGAGAUUUUGGCAUCUAAGAAGCAUCACAUUGUAUUAGACAUAUUU